Messenger RNA from Anthonomus grandis grandis, 818 nucleotides. RefSeq lists its product as uncharacterized. The record is from RefSeq and is a predicted model, not a curated record. The transcript is spliced from 2 exons. NCBI's taxonomy places the organism in Eukaryota, Metazoa, Arthropoda, Insecta, Coleoptera, Curculionidae. The coding region runs from base 283 to 744 and encodes 153 amino acids.
ACUUAUAUUUUAUCGUGACGUCAAAAAAAAAAAUUGUGUACCUAUAUAUCGACCUUCCGAAACGACCGCCGACGCCCAAUUUCUUUUCAAUUUCCUGAUUCGUUGGAAUUAAUACGAACGUUCGACUGCCCACCUUCUUCAAUUAAAGAAAAUCCAAAUAUCCGCGUUGGUUUAAAGAACCGACGAUCUACGGGCACAAGGACGUCCCAGAAUAUAAAAAAACUAACGCUUAAUUAUUUUAAAUCAUUGUGCACUCAGAUCCGUAGAGCUGAUUAACCCGCAAUGAACCCGCAAGUCUUUUGCCUCUUCUUCACCUACUUGGCGGUAGCCAACGCCGGACUUAUUCCCACCGCUCAAUACCUGGAAGGCCCCAGUACCAGAACCAAAGUAAUCGGUCCAGAUGGCAGCAUAAUCGACGCCUACGCUCCGGGUGGUAAAAUUUUACUGGAAGAAGGUGCUGGUGCCGCCCCCGCUGUUCCCGAACAUUCCAACUGGUUGUUGCACGAAACCUCCGAAUUGCUUGAACCGAAUAGUGUGGAUUCCAAGGUGCUUUUGCAUCCAGGUAUCGCCCCCAGAGCGGAAACUAGAGAGUCGGUGCCUAUUACGGAGGAAACUGACGAGAGUACUACCGAGUCAAUGUCGACCACCACUGAAUAUCCAACGGAAGAUUUGAGUGGAACUUAUGUGCCGGAUACUUUUGAGGAGUUGUUUGAUGACGGCAGUUACAGGCCUGAGCAUUAUUGAGAGUAUUUUGUUAAGAGAGAGACUGACGUGUAAUUUAUGAUUUUAAUGAGUAAAUAAAUAAUAUUUUUAAAUGA